Carassius auratus (goldfish) is the source of this 1750-nucleotide messenger RNA. Its product is annotated as homeobox protein Hox-A11b. NCBI's taxonomy places the organism in Eukaryota, Metazoa, Chordata, Actinopteri, Cypriniformes, Cyprinidae. The record is from RefSeq and is a predicted model, not a curated record. The transcript is spliced from 2 exons. Gene Ontology annotation, biological process: anatomical structure development; regulation of transcription by RNA polymerase II. The coding region runs from base 592 to 1449 and encodes 285 amino acids. Gene Ontology annotation, cellular component: nucleus. Gene Ontology annotation, molecular function: RNA polymerase II cis-regulatory region sequence-specific DNA binding; DNA-binding transcription factor activity, RNA polymerase II-specific.
UUAUUUCAGUUUCAACAUGCACGGCCAUAACAUUGCGUUCGAGUAAGUUUAUUAGCCUACAUGCAACUAUAACAAAGAGCAUCACUUGCGAAUUCAUAUUGCAAGUAUGCAUCACAGCAAACCCCUCUUAAUGUUUCUUCCUGGCAACUUAUUUUUUUAAGAGCGUAGAUAUACAGCGAGAAAAGGAUGGAAAGUUACUAGAGCAAAUCCACAAACAUCAGAAGCCCUGGUAAUGUUACUAAAAGGCGCGUUGGCGGUUAAGCAUGCGGAUGGCUUUCUCCAGCAAUCCAAAGUGUCAACAUAACCAACUGUGGUCCACUGCAAGCACGCGUUCAUCAAUGAAAAGCAUCGUUCACUCCUCGCCUUGAACAUUUGCACAUGUUGGCAUACAAUAUUCUAAGAGGUACAUGUCAAUUUCUGCCCUUGGUCACAUGACUGGCGCUCUCUGGAAUGGAUGGAGAUUGAUCUCCACGUCAGCUCACGUCUCAAAAUUUCUGCUCGGCGGAUCUGCUUCAAAGCCAGUGAAGCUGAAGCAGUUCUGUACUACGAUGCGAGGCAGUACUAUGGUUGUGGCUUGCCCAACCAAGUGUCAUGAUGGAUUUCGAUGAGCGGGUACCCGUUGGGUCUAACAUGUAUUUGCCCGGCUGUGCUUAUUACGUGUCUGGAACGGAAUUCUCCAGCCUUCCUGCUUUUCUGCCCCAGACCCCGUCUUCGUGCCCCAUGACCUACUCAUACUCCACGUCCAGUUUGCCACAAGUUCAGAGCGUUAGAGAGGUAUCUUUCAGGGACUAUGCCAUUGACACGUCCAGCAAGUGGCACUCCAGGGGCAAUCUACCACACUGCUACGCGACCGAGGACAUGGUGCACAGGGACUGCCUGUCCAAUCCCGGGACUUUGGGGGACAUGUUAUCGAAAAACAACUCGGUUCUUUACCACUCCAGCAGCCACGCGAGCCACACGUCCAACGUGUAUGGCAGCGUAGGGAGGAACGGAGUGCUUCCCCAAGCCUUCGACCAGUUUUUCGAGACCGCGUACGGGAACGUGGAAAAUCAGCCGAGCGAGCAGCCGGUGGACAGAGCAACCGGUAAAGCGCCCCCGCCCGCGGAAACAGCCAGCGACAGUUGUCGGGGAACGGAGGAGACGGAGCGCUGUGAAGAGACGAGCAGCCCGGAGCCAUCUUCCGGUAACAACGAGGAGAAAUUCAGCGGCAGCAGUAAUGGACAGAAGACACGGAAAAAGAGGUGUCCUUACACCAAAUAUCAGAUCAGAGAGCUGGAGAGAGAAUUUUUCUUCAGUGUUUACAUCAACAAGGAAAAAAGGCUACAGCUUUCCAGAAUGCUCAACCUCACCGACCGUCAGGUGAAAAUAUGGUUUCAAAACAGAAGAAUGAAAGAAAAAAAACUCAACAGAGACCGCCUGCAGUAUUACACCACGAACCCUUUGCUUUAGACCGUCUAUUGCUGAGAAAUCAUUUAGGAGAGAUGGUUAAUUUCAAGUUCGUGGAAACACAUUCCGGCUCCAGAGACGAGAUGUGUGUGACCUUCAUUCCUCUCAGAGACUUUUUCAUCGACAUAGACUUCAACUUAGAUUUAUAUUCUCAGUAAUCUCUACCGUUUGGAAUUAAAACUAGUAUUAUUAUUAUUGUUGUUGUUGUUGUACUGGUAUUGUCAUGUGUUAUUAUUAUUAUUCCAUUCUACUCAGUUAAAUAACUAUUCAGUUUACAGGGAUUAUUUUUAUUUUUAUUUUUUAU